AUGAAGCGCCCGCCAAAUACCCAUGAGCCAAUAUGGAAAGACCCCAAUCAGCUCAACAUGGCCGAGCUGCGGGAGGUUUUGUUGGCCUUCAAGAUAGUUUUUGAUCAAACCGAGCGUCGCACACUUCUGUUUCAGCGCUACGUGAGGGUUGCAGCCUGUGAAUCUCCCGAAUCUUUGGAGUGUUGGCUCGAGCAAGACACGUUUCAGCCCCCAUUGCCAGCUCCCGAGCAACUUGUAGUUCCCAAGUUGAAAAUCUUUCUGGCUCUGUACGAAGUAGACUACCCUGCUCAAGCCAGUCGUGGGCACCUGCUCAAGCUCUACAACUCACUUGCCGAGCGCCUUGAUCCAAGCCAAAGAGCCUCCACCGCCGUUGUGAUUCCUUGCAAGCGACCACGACCUACUCGUCCGCCACCCAAGAAGCAUAAGUCCAAUACCAACCAAGAUCUCCCCCCAACUUCAUCCUCCGCACGCAAUGUCAAUCACGAUCUCCUCCCAAGCUCUUCCUCCGCACCCCCGGUGACCACCUCAUCCCCCCCGCUGCCCUUCGAAAACACAAACCAACAAAGCUCUCAGGAUCUCUCAACGUUGCCCCCCCCAUCCCAUGUGGCACGAAGCAAACGUGCCAAGAUUCAAGCCAGGGACUCGGCACGCUACUCGCCGUAUACUCGUCAAGCAUCUCACGAAGUGCAGCAGACCCCGCAGACCCCUGUGGCAUCUCGAAUAACUCGGGCCCGGCGGUCAUCUCAAACUUCUGGAACAUCCGAGGGUCGCUCCUUAUCUCACACGUCAAGGGGCCGCUCAUUAUCUCGAGCGUCAAGAUCCUCAGGAGGAUCCCCCCCCCGCCAAUCCCCUCGGCUGAGGGCAGCCAGAGAAUCACGCUCCCUAGCUACUUCGACAACUUCCGCUGGAUCUGAAGUUGGCGAGCAGCAGACAACUUCCACAUCUCCAACUUCCGUCGCGUCAUCCUCAGCUCAAACAACCAGAUCCUAUGCCCGCAGCUCCACAUCUCGAACUUCUGCCACGUCAAGAUCCUCAGGCGCAUACUCCCUCCGCCGGUCCCCGAUGGCAGCCAGCCCGCACGACUUGAACAAUCUUUAUGACUCAGACUCUGAUGACUCAGACUUUGCUCAUGAUGGAAUUGACGGCAGCGACGGGAGUGACUCAGAUGACAGUGAUUAUGAUUACUGCAUUCACGUUGGUGAGGUCGAAUGGCUUGCAGCUGACUGCCAUCGUAACGGCGCCGGCGUUUGUCCCAGAGAAAACUCAGUCGCCGCUUCGGACGAUAGCCAGAUAAUCCGGGGGGAAAGUUUUGAGCCCACCCCUGCGAAUUUGCUCGGACGACCUCAAAGAUCCACUGUCCCCGUUUCUGAGCCUCCGCUGCCUGAAGAUUCCUACCACACAGAACUCUUCCCCACUCGACGAAUACCUCGUGCCAGUCCUCGUGCCAGUUCCGAGCCUCCAACACCUGAAGUCGACAAUACAAGCAACAAGGGAACACACUCCAGCAGAACUAGCCAAUCCCCCUCAUCCGCAAAUUCCCAGCAAUCUCUUCAGGAAUAUGCGCCUCAGUCCCAGCAUGUGGCUUUAGACUCCCCUUCUCUACAUUCGUCAAUUGGCCAUCUGGAUGGCACGACCAGCGGUGAGCCCGAGCGACGAGAUUCAGAACCAGUCUCAUCAGUCCCAGCAAACAGCGAGUCAGACGCAUACGUGGGGUCUUCAAUCGCGGACAAUACUGACAUGCCAACCCAUCGUGAAGUAUCCCAGCAAUCAUCAUCGCCUGCCCAUCGUAACUCUGAAUUGGCGAGGUCUUCAGUCUCAUCAGGCAGCGGCUUCGAAGCAUCAAUAGAAGCACACACUGCAGUGGAACCCGACUCGACCCAAGAACUCGUUGUACCAGAUGAAUCAACACAAGAAGUUGUCUCAGAUGGCUCGCCACAAGCAGGCCUGCCCAGCCCCCGCACCCCUCACGGAGAUCCAGCGGCUUCCAGGCCUCCAGCCUCAUCUCGCAAGCGCAAAUCUGAACCCCCCCUGCACUGGCCAGAACCAUCGGAGCUGUCUCGGACAGAGAUUCAAGCGUAUUUAGAUCGGCACAAUGUACGGUACACUGAAGCUAGUCGGAUGUCACGGCUGGUAGGGAGCUACAACCUCCUCCGUUGCAGUCACUCAGGAAGGUCGCCUAAACGCCCCAAAUCGCCUGCGAGCGCUGUUAGCGACCCUUCCUCCAGUAAACCCCGAAGUCGGCGAGUGCGAUUCAGAGUGGAGGUGCAGGACAGUAUUGAUGACGAGGAGGUUGGGUUUGUCUACACGCCGGAACUGGCACCUGCCUCCAUCUCCCCGUCUUUGGCUGCCUCUUCCUCCAACUUCUCCCCGUCUUUGGCUGCCUCUUCCUCCAACUAUUGA
Messenger RNA from Puccinia triticina, 2400 nucleotides. RefSeq lists its product as uncharacterized. The record is from RefSeq and is a predicted model, not a curated record. The transcript has 5 exons. The coding region runs from base 1 to 2400 and encodes 799 amino acids. NCBI's taxonomy places the organism in Eukaryota, Fungi, Basidiomycota, Pucciniomycetes, Pucciniales, Pucciniaceae.